Messenger RNA from Papaver somniferum (opium poppy), 3163 nucleotides. Its product is annotated as beta-glucosidase 22-like. The transcript has 13 exons. Gene Ontology annotation, molecular function: beta-glucosidase activity. NCBI's taxonomy places the organism in Eukaryota, Viridiplantae, Streptophyta, Magnoliopsida, Ranunculales, Papaveraceae. The record is from RefSeq and is a predicted model, not a curated record. The coding region runs from base 1366 to 2904 and encodes 512 amino acids. Gene Ontology annotation, biological process: carbohydrate metabolic process.
UCAAAAAGAUAAGAAAAAUCAGAAAGACACUAACCCACUUUUCUGAAUCAAAACCCCACACAAAUCCAUCCAUUAAGCAUAUUCCACCAUCAACCAAUUUCAGCCAUCAAAAUCCCUAAAUUGAAAUGUUCAUCUAGCCUGCAAACCUUGUCUUCUCUUUGCUGCUUUAUUUCUCAAUAGAGACUUGAAUUCUCGACACAAGUUCACCACUCUUCAUUGGGAACUUUCAGUAAAACUGUAAAACCCAAUCUCAGAACAUAGCACCAACAGUUUGAAGCAAAGCUUGCUUCCAUCUUUAUUAACGUCCCACAAACUUGAAUUCAACAGCACAAUUCAAACCAGCCAUACGCAAUCCAUCUUAUCCUUGCUCUUCUCGCUGAUUUCUUGGCCCAAAUCCAAUCCAUACUCUUCAAAUCGAACCCCUUUUCCAUUGUCGUUACAACCGAAGCUUGAUUUAAUCGUCCUUCCAUCUCCAAAUAUCACUAACCCAUACCAUGAAUCAACACCCAGGGAGAAAACCCAUUACUGGCAGCACUUAUUUAAUCCAUCUUGAAGAACUGACGUUGUUGAAUUGGAUGAAGGUAGAUAAAUUCAGGGGGAAAUAAUUUGGAAGCUUUGUUCUUAUGAUUUAUUCAUGGAUGAUGUUUGAUUGGAUAUUACAUAUUGAUUGUGAAUGAAUCAGGUAAUCUAGAUUUGUUCAAUAAAAUUGAGAUAUUGCAUAAAAUUUUGUUUUCAUCAGUUGAUGGUGUUGGAUCUGUGGAAUGAAGGGAGCCAGAGAGAGGUGAUGGAUCAUGAUUGAUGUGAGCCAUGGACCUGUAUUUUUCUUUAGAAGAAGAGGAUUAGAUUUAAAAUUUGGUGACUAGUUGCUGCCUGAAGAGGUGAAAUUUUUAUGUGAAUUAUACCUAAGAAGAAAAUGAAGCAUACCUGAUGGAGAGUAGUUUAGUCAAUUUGAAAGAUGGUUCAAAAGUUUGACAAAACACGUGCCUUAAUUUUGUUUUUAGUGAAAGGGUAGUUUAGUCAAUUUGGAAUAUUAGCUCCACGCGUGCACGUGUGCUGACUCAACUAACACUGACAUGGACGAAAUAUCUAAAGAGGAGGAAACACUAAUUUCAAUCUAUUUGGGAAGGAAACACUAAUUAGCAAUAGAAGGAGGAAAAGCAAAAUACCCCCAAAAACUAAAUAAUCGGUCAUUUGUUUGAUUCCUUGAAAAGAAGUAUCUUUUAAGUACUGAGGAGAGAGUCAAUGGUUGUCUAAUUUCCAGCCAGAGAUUCUAAAAGUGGACAUAUGAAGAAGAUAAGGGACUAUAUCAGAAUUUAUGAGAGAAGGUGAUGAUGAAGGACAGUACUGGAAGAGAAAGAAAGAAAUAUGAAAUGGGUGUUGUGUACUUCUCUAGUUAUUCUGCAUCUUCAUGUAUUUGCAAGUUUUGUGGGAUUUUGCAGCUGCCAAAAGGGGAAUAAUGGUUUCAGCAGAAAUGAUUUCCCAACUGACUUUAUUUUUGGUUCUGGAAGCUCAGCUUAUCAGGUUGAAGGAGCUGCUAAUGAGGAUGGAAGAACUCCAAGCGUUUGGGAUACUUUUACUCAUGCUGGAAAAAUGGCAGACAAAAGCACUGGUGACAUAACCACUGACCAAUACCACAGAUAUAAGGAAGAUGUUCAACUCAUGGUGGACACAGGCUUAGAAGCCUAUAGAUUUUCUAUCUCAUGGCCAAGGCUUAUACCAAAUGGAAGAGGACCUGUUAAUCCAAAUGGUCUACAGUACUAUAACAACCUCAUCAAUGAGCUUAUCAGCCAUGGAAUUCAAGCGCACGUUACACUUUUUCAUUACGAUCUUCCUCAGCCACUCGAGGACGAAUACGGAGGAUGGUUAAGCCGCAAGAUAGUGAAAGACUUCACAGCAUAUGCUGAAAUCUGUUUUAAAGAAUUUGGUGAUCGAGUUUCGACUUGGACAACAAUAAAUGAGCCUAAUGUGUUUGUUUUAGGGGCCUAUGACUUGGGAUUUCUGCCGCCUCAAAGGUGUUCCUCACCAUUUGGGUUCUUCAACUGUACAGAUGGAAAUUCCACAACAGAGCCUUACCUUGUUGCUCAUAAUAUUAUGCUAGCUCAUGCUUUUGUAGCAAGAUUGUACAAAAACAAGUACCAGGCUAAACAACAUGGGCUCAUAGGAAUCAACCUCUUCGCUUAUGGGUUUAGACCUCUAACAAACUCUGUUGAAGAUGUUGCAGCAACUCAAAGGGCCAGCGAUUUUUAUACGGGUUGGUUUGCUGCUCCUUUGGUUUUCGGUGAUUAUCCCGAAACAAUGAAGAGAAAUGCUGGCUCAAGGCUUCCUUCUUUCACCCCAUAUGAAGCAAAAUUAGUUAAGGGUUCAUGUGAUUUCUUUGGAUUGAACCACUAUGCUUCGUUUAACGUAAAGGAUAAUCCGGAAAGCCUAAAGAUCCAACAAAGAGAUAUAUCUAUGGAUAUGGCUGCCCAGUUCAUAUCUAAUUGGUCUGGUAAAGGAAAAGUAUUGCCUGAUGAAUUCCCUGUCAUGCCAUCGGGGUUGCAAGGAGUUUUGGAGUAUUUUAAGCAAGAUUACGGAAACCCUCCCAUAUAUAUCCAUGAAAAUGGUCAAAGGCUCUUGGCAGCACCACGUGAAAAGUCGAUGAACGAUACAUCGAGGGUGAAUUACUUGAAGGGUUACAUUGGAGGUGUUCUUGAUGCUUUGAGGAAUGGAUCUAACACGAAAGGUUACUUCACAUGGUGUUUUAUAGACUCGUUCGAGUUGUUAGAUGGCUACACUUCGAACUUUGGCCUUUACUACGUAGAUUUGGUCAAUGACCCAGAUUUAAAGAGAUAUCCAAAACUUUCAGCACAUUGGUAUUCAAAUUUUCUCAAGGGAGAAGAUGAUAAAAACAGACAUUUUUCUUGAAAAUGAUAAAAUUUCUCAUUUUUCACAAUAGAAAGUUAUGUGUGUAUUAUAAGAAGCUUGUAAACAUAAACCAAGUACAUUCAGUGCUCAACACUUCCCUCAUUGUUACAUGCAAUUUCAUACCAUUUGCAUGGACCUCAUUCAUGUAGACAUUUAUCUUCCAAGAUGGGAGGAUAAAAGAAGUUUGGUUAAUAAGGAUAUUAAGAGUCCUUUUUGCUGUAUUGUUUUCGCAUACUAAUAAAUGAGUCGAGUGACAGGA